Molecule: messenger RNA, 2388 nt
Organism: Rhizoctonia solani
Lineage: Eukaryota; Fungi; Basidiomycota; Agaricomycetes; Cantharellales; Ceratobasidiaceae
Product: AAA family ATPase
Exons: 11
Coding region: 1-2388 (795 amino acids)
Cellular component (GO): cytoplasm
Molecular function (GO): ATP binding; ATP hydrolysis activity
Source: RefSeq, a predicted model, not a curated record
AUGACUGCAUAUACACUCGGUGUACGUUCGGAGCACGAGGAUUCACUGCAUCGAAAGCGUUGUUUGCUACCUCAGCCUACUAUUGAAAAGCUGGGACUGAGGACGGGAGAAGUAAUCGCAAUAACGCCCGUAGAUGCGACCCGGCCUAUUGUCUUGUGCGUUGCAUGGCCAUGGACACGGGACGUGGACCCGUCUGGAAUCAGCCUAUCCUACUUUUCAGCCAAGGCUCUCAAAUGUGAUCGAGUCCAAGUGUGGAAGAAUCCCAACUCGCAAUGGCACAAGCACCUCACGCAUACUAGACAUAUCACCUUGAAAGCACUGGAGCCACUCCCUGUGAGCAUCGAAAAGCGAGCGGAGUGGCUCAAGCUGUUAGCAAGGGAAACCACAAUCGACUUGAAAUACGUGAUCCAAGGUCAGGUGGUUACUGUUCCAUUCGAAGGCCAUCCGCGGCUGUUUCAGCUUGAAUUCGAGCAAGACAAGGCUCAUCCGGAGAAGCUUGCUCAAAAUAUCUCGGGAUUAUCGAUAACAGACCGUGUCGAAUGGGCAAAUGUGAUACAGUCGGCGGCCGAAGUCGAUUGGGACACCCAAGUUGACAUUGAUGAUGAGCAUGAAACCAAGCCCCCCAUCAUCGCUCAUGUCGGGAGCCCCUACUCGACAGUGGGUGGGUUGGACAAGCAAAUCGCAGUCGUGCGCGAUCUUAUCGAGAUUCCGCUCACGAAUCCAGGACUGUUCCAUCAAUUUGGUCUGAAACCGCCCAAGGGCAUUCUACUCUAUGGACCUCCAGGAACGGGCAAGACUCACCUGGCACGGGCGAUUGCACGGUCGACGAAUGCGUCGCUUGUAGCCGUAAGCGGGGCUGAACUUGCGAGCGCAUACCACGGCGAAACCGAAGCUCGACUGCGCGCUGUAUUUGCCGAAGCACGCAAGCAGAGUCCAUGCAUUAUUGUAUUGGAUGAAGUUGACGCGAUGUGUCCGCAACGAGAAGAAGGCGGUGGAGUCGAAGCUCGAACCGUGGCUACACUUCUCACCGAGCUAGACGGCAUCGACACCGCGGACCACGGCGGAAAUGCGCAUGAACAAAGGAGACAGCCGAGAAUAGUCGUGGUUGCGACCACGAACCGGCCCAACGCGAUAGACCCUGCAUUGCGUCGCCCAGGUCGGUUUGACCGUGAGAUUGAGAUUGGUAUCCCCGACGCAUCCGCGCGCUUGCAGAUCCUAUCUGUGCUGCUUCGAGAUACGCCACACGAGCUGACGGGUCCAGAGCUCGAAUCGCUCGCCGGACGCACGCACGGAUACGUCGGUGCAGACCUGAGCGCGGUCGUUCGUGAUGCAGGGACCCGGGCGAUCAAACGCACGUUGGCGUGCGGAUCGGCCGUGCCCUCUCCGAUCGGCGCGACCGACCUCUCCCACGCGUUGUUGACGAUUCGUCCUUCUGGACUGCGCUCGCUUGCGCUCGAGACUCCUACGACCCGAUGGGCAGAUGUGGGUGGCCAGGCUGACGUCAAGGCUCGGUUACGCGAGAGCGUCGAGUGGCCGCUGCGUCAUCCUGAAGCAUUCAAGCGGCUUGGUGUCCGGCCUCCUGCAGGGGUGUUGAUGUAUGGCCCACCGGGGUGCAGCAAGACGCUCAUCGCGCGAGCGUUGGCGACCGAGAGUGGUGUGAAUUUCUUGAGCGUCAAGGGUCCAGAGUUGCUCAACAAAUACGUCGGAGAAUCCGAGCGAGCUCCCUCCUUGAUUCGAGAUAAACCCCAAAUUCACUCUCCCCCAACAGGACGAAGUCGACGCACUUGCUACCGCACGCGACACCGAUUCGGGCCGAGCACACGAGGGGAUCCUGACAAGCCUACUCACGAAAUGGACGGCGUACAAGAACUCGUGGGCGUGACAGUCGUAGCAGCGACGAACCGGCCAGACGUACUGGUAAGUGCCCACGUUCUAGCUCUAGAGGAGGACUCGCAACCUCGCAAACAUCUCCCGCUCGCGCGCCGGCGGGAUCUAUUUGAUUACACACCAGAACGUUUGAUGAUCGCCAUCAUCAGCAUCAUCAACGACAAAAAAAUGCUCCCGCUCAUCAGCACGAUCAGUGGCGCUGAUGGGUUCCGAGGCUCGAUCAUCGAGAGGGGGCUGGGUUGUGACUCGGCUCUGAUGCGGCCUGGAAGACUAGACAAGCUCUUGUACGUGGGACCACCGGACUUGGCUGGGCGGAAAGAAAUCCUGGCGAUUCGGACAAAGAAAAUGAGCGUGGACCCCGAGUUGGACUUGGAUGUAUUAGCAGAACUGACCGAGGGGUGCUCUGGAGCAGAGAUCGCGGCGCUGUGCCAGGACGCAGCGCUUGGGACGAUGCGACAAGACAUGGAUGCAGAAUACGUGAGUGGAGGCCUUGUCGAGUGA